AUGGACAGUCCUCUCAAGCCCGCAGAGCUGCAGGUCCUGCGCGCCCAGUACGAGAAAGAGGGCGAAUACGUCGGCGUCCAGACCAAGUUCAACUACGCCUGGGUGUGUUCUCUCUCUCUCUCGCUGCCCGUUGGCCUGAUAAAAUCGAAUUCCCGGCCGGAGCAGCAGGAGGGCACCCGGCUGCUGUCUGAGAUCUUCCGCACCGCCCCCGAGCGUCGACGAGAGUGCCUCUACUACCUCGCCCUCGGCAACUUCAAGCUGGGCAACUACGGAGAGGCUCGCCGGUACAACGACCUCCUGCUCGAGCACGAGCCGAACAACAUGCAGUCGGCCAGCCUGCGCACCCUGAUCGAUGACAAGGUCGCCAAAGAGGGCCUCAUGGGUGCCGCCAUCAUCGGCGGUGUCGCCGUCGCUGCGGGCUUGAUCGGCGGCCUCAUCAUGAGAGGAGCCAGAAAGCGAUGA
Trichophyton benhamiae CBS 112371 is the source of this 462-nucleotide messenger RNA. RefSeq lists its product as uncharacterized. Bases 1 to 462 code for a protein of 153 amino acids. Gene Ontology annotation, molecular function: protein binding. The transcript is spliced from 2 exons. Gene Ontology annotation, cellular component: peroxisomal membrane; mitochondrial outer membrane. The record is from RefSeq and is a predicted model, not a curated record. NCBI's taxonomy places the organism in Eukaryota, Fungi, Ascomycota, Eurotiomycetes, Onygenales, Arthrodermataceae. Gene Ontology annotation, biological process: peroxisome fission; mitochondrial fission; autophagy of mitochondrion.